Messenger RNA from Camellia sinensis, 1678 nucleotides. RefSeq names its product geranyl diphosphate synthase 1 (gene GPS1). Gene Ontology annotation, molecular function: prenyltransferase activity. Gene Ontology annotation, biological process: isoprenoid biosynthetic process; ubiquinone biosynthetic process. Gene Ontology annotation, cellular component: transferase complex. NCBI's taxonomy places the organism in Eukaryota, Viridiplantae, Streptophyta, Magnoliopsida, Ericales, Theaceae. The record is from RefSeq and is a predicted model, not a curated record.
AAUUACUGCCUCACCAUGACUUAAAACCCUCCUCCCUCUCUCCCUCUCUCUCUCUCUCUUGUACAUCUUCGAUCUGAGUCUCCACGGCGGCGCAACCACGCAACCAAACCGCACUACCAAGCUUCGUUAGAACUCCUCCAUCUUCAACCAGGGAAACUAAUUAAAGGAAUGAUGUGGGCAAUUGCAAGGCGACAGGUUGCUUUUGGUUGUUCUUCUGCUUGGUCCUUGCGGAGGAUUCUUCCUGCAUCCGUGGCAUCAGCGCUGCAGGGUUAUGUUGCUUUGACCACGGCCAAUGAGGCUUCCGGUUGCAGAGAAAAUUACUCCUGGGGUUCAUGUGCCGCCUUUCAUAGUGUUGGGCGUCAACUUCAUAGCCAUAGAAGCUCUGUAGUGGAGGAGCAACUGGACCCAUUUUCACUUGUUGAAAAUGAACUAUAUAUUCUUGCUAGUAGGUUGCGGUCAAUGGUAGUUGCUGAGGUCCCAAAGCUUGCCUCAGCUGCUGAAUACUUCUUCAAGAUGGGGGUGGAAGGUAAGAGGUUUCGACCAACGGUUUUAUUGUUGAUGGCAACUGCUUUGAAUGUACCGAUACCUGAACCAGCUUCUGUUGGGGUGGGUGAUGCUAUAGCAACAGAACUACGUAUUAGACAACAACGGAUAGCUGAGAUCACAGAAAUGAUCCAUGUGGCAAGCCUUCUUCAUGAUGAUGUAUUGGAUGAUGCAGAUACAAGACGUGGCAUUGGUUCAUUAAACUUUGUUAUGGGGAAUAAGCUAGCAGUAUUGGCUGGAGAUUUCCUACUAUCCAGAGCUUGUGUGGCUCUUGCUUCUUUGAAGAACACAGAGGUUGUGACAUUACUAGCAACUGUGGUAGAGCAUCUUGUUACAGGAGAGACCAUGCAAAUGACUACUACAUCUGAGCAACGUUGUAGCAUGGAAUAUUAUUUGCAAAAGACAUACUGUAAAACCGCGUCAUUGAUUUCGAACAGCUGCAAGGCAAUUGCCCUUCUUGCAGGGCAAACUGCAGAAGUUUCAGUCUUGGCUUAUGAAUAUGGAAAGAAUCUGGGAUUGGCAUAUCAGUUAAUAGACGACGUUCUUGAUUUCACAGGCACAACAACUACCCUCGGAAAGGGUUCUUUGUCUGACAUCCGUCAUGGAAUUGUAACAGCUCCAAUAUUAUAUGCCAUGGAGGAGUUCCCGCAAUUGCGUGAAGUAGUUGAUCGAGGAUUCGACAACCCUGCAGAUGUAGAGCUUGCUCUCGAUUACCUUGGACGGAGUCGUGGAAUACACAGAACCAGAGAACUAGCGGCGAAGCACGCCAGCCUUGCCUCAGCUGCAAUUAAUUCUCUUCCCAAGAAUGAUGACGAGGAUGUUCAAAAAUCAAGGCGGGCACUGGUUGAUCUAACUCACCGAGUCAUUACAAGAACAAAGUAGCGAAAGAACAUCAAUUCCUGCCACAACGAUUUCUUGUGUCAGUUUUUCCUUCAAUUUAUUUUUUCGUCAACGGUUUUGUGAGGGAUUUAUUUCCUCAAUAUCAUUCUUUCUGUUUUGUUUUUUGUUUUAAUCUUCAUAGAGUUGUGAUGAAACAAACAAUAUUCUUCAAAACUUGAUGUCAAUUGUAAUAUUGGGUAAUAUUAUUUAGGAAUUUGAUGAAUAAAAAUAGCUUUAUAUUAGUUUACUCCGUUAA